Molecule: messenger RNA, 684 nt
Organism: Papaver somniferum (opium poppy)
Lineage: Eukaryota; Viridiplantae; Streptophyta; Magnoliopsida; Ranunculales; Papaveraceae
Product: protein SLOW GREEN 1, chloroplastic-like
Exons: 3
Coding region: 1-684 (227 amino acids)
Molecular function (GO): protein binding
Source: RefSeq, a predicted model, not a curated record
AUGCAAAGAUUACUCAUUUGGAAUGCAUAUCUUUGUGGUGUUAUCAGUAGCGAGUACAUUACAAGAGGUAAUGGGAAUAUUGCGAAAAUUCCUGAACUCAAAGAUGGUGUUGGCCUUUGCAGUGGAAAAGAAGAUGGAGAAUCUUUUCUAUACGAUAGAAUUGCAGGAUUUGACGAGGUAAUUUCUAAGGAUCCUUUGAAUAUUGAUGCUUAUUUCGGGUUAAUAUCGUGCAUAAAUGAUUCGGGGUUGGGUGAAUACGGAAAUGUCUUGAAAAGAAUUGAGAAAGCCAUGAAUAUUUGUAAGCAAGAAAAUAAGAAGCUGUGUUUGAGAGAAUGUAAGUUAUUUGUUGCUGAAAUACUGGUUCUCCAAAGAGAAUAUAGUGAUGCGUUGAAGAUAUAUGAAGAACUUGUUGAGGAAAACAUUUUGGAUUGUAGACCUUAUCUUUGUCAAGGUAUUGUCUAUACUUUGUUGAAGAAACCGAAAGAAGCUAAGAAAUGUUUUGAAAGUUACGGAAUAAUUGGUCCAAAAGGACAUCCUUACGUUAGACAAUUUGAAGGUGUUAUUUGGUCCUUGAAGGUAAUUCCAGAGUUCGUAUAUUAUCACGAAAUGUAUGUUAGUUUGCUUCAUUUUGCAGGGAAGAAUCUUGCAUUGCCAUUUUAUCUGCCACAAGGCACAUUGGUUUAA